Messenger RNA from Iphiclides podalirius (scarce swallowtail), 306 nucleotides. The record is from the annotation of a GenBank genome assembly. Lineage: Eukaryota; Metazoa; Arthropoda; Insecta; Lepidoptera; Papilionidae.
AUGGAUGAUAAACCAACGUUCAAUCCUCAAGAUGGAUUUUCCUUUGAACGAAAAGAACGAGAAAUGAUAGCGCGAGAAGAAGACUUGAUUUCUGCAAAAAUCCCACCCUCUAAACGCGAUUAUUGUGCUCAUCAUUUACUUGAAUAUAGACAGUGUCGUUACAAGAACAUGCCUAUGUUGUAUAGAUGUGCACAUGAGAAACACAAUUACUUGAAUUGUGAGCAUCAGGACUAUGUUCUACGGAUGAAAGAAUUUGAGCGAGAACGUCGUCUUCGGCUCCGAGAAAAACGUCUUGUAGGUGUUGCU